AUGGGGCAAGCCAGCAGGUCCGAAGACCUGAUACGCCAGUUCAUGACUCACCGUGGCGGCACGACCAGCCCGGUUGCACCCUUCAAUGGACAGCCCAAGAGUCUCAACUUGCGUGACCAAGCCAUGAAGAAAGCCUGCAAAGCGGGCUGCAUUGCUACCAUCGAUGCUGCCUUGGACCUCGGCAUCUCUGUGAGUGCUGUGCCGGUCGCUUCCUUCACAGUUAAGCGCGAUGUCAAACCCAGGCGUAGACAGCCGAAACCUGUUGCAAUUGUCGACAGAAACAGCGGCAGCAACACCAUCCUCAUCAUCAAAGCCCUCACGCUGCAGCUCGCAGCCAGGGGAGGACAUGUCGAGACAUUCUCGCACCUGGUCUCCCUCGGCGCGCGGCUCGACGAGCCGGGCACGUCGCUCGCAUCCAUCCAGUCCCUGAUCAAGCUCGUCACUCAGGGGCCGGAUGCGCCCGCCCUGCUACCCUUAUUCUUCGCCGGCGACCUUGCCCAUCAGCUCAGUCAGGAGAUGCGUACUGACAUGCUCAUCGGCCUGCUGAAGGGGUGUCGUCCCCCGCGCUCAUCAACAAACACCUUGUCACCUGAUGAGUAUGUUGACCUUGCCAGCACUCUGCUUGAUGCUGGUGCCAGCCCGAACGCUUUCCGCGGCAACACGUUCCGCACCACAUCACCACUCUCUGAAGCUGUGCACACGCUUUCUCCCGAUCUUGUUCGCCUUCUUCUUGACCGUGGCGCCUGUGCUGAUGGACCGCUCGAGGUGGAGCCGCCUCCCGCGCCAUGUAUACCUUUCCACAUCCCACUCUGCGCGCUUGCUCAUGCCUUGGCGACCUCGAUAACAAAUCCGCCUGUUCGGGCAGCUCUCAUGCAGAUAGCGGAGGUGCUGUUGGACCAUGGCGCCGACAUGAACAUUUGUGUGCCAUACCUCCAGCACGGUAGUUCGCGUGUCUCCUUCACCAGUCCUCUCCUCGUCUUCCUUGACGCGGUUGACUGCUGGGAAGGCUAUGAUAAACACAACAGCAGUAGCCCUCAUAUUUCUGACGUGCUCCAGUUCUUCUUGGACCAUGGUGCAAGCCCCAACGGGCGAGAGCACCCAGCCUAUAAUUCUAGGAACUCUCACAUCACGCAUGCAGCACUGCUGCACACCGGCCACUACCGUCUUGGACCGCCGCGGGAUGACUACAUCCAGGAGCUGCUAAGGGAAUGGGGCGUGGGCAGCUUGGUAUCCCCAAUCUUCGCGUCAGCGUUAACGCUGCUGGCGGGCCACUACGCCCCCAGAAAUGGGAUCUUCGGGAUUCGCGCGACGGCUAAAGCCCUGGCGAGGUACGACUACCGCACCACACCAGGGUCACUGUUAGGCGAGGACGAGGCUGUUCUUGCCGGCUGGAAGCGCGUCAUAACCUCCGUCGCCAGCUCGCUCACCCCAUAUGAGCUGAAUGAAUUUCUCUACACCUACGUCGUCCACAAGGCGACGUGCCCGGGUGCUAAUUGGAUUUUUUACUUAGACCGUCACGAAUCCGAGGAACAUCCGAUCGAGGACCUCGCCCGGGCGACGGUCGAAGCAUUGCUCGCUGUGGGCGCUGACAUCAACUACCGCCACCGGAAAGUAGUCCCAGAAACCCAACAGCAGCUACGAGAAGAGAAACGAGGGGGGUCAGGAGACAGCAAUCCAACGGCACUGCACACGCUCUGCCUCUGGCUGGCUGGUAGGGCGGAUGAGAAGCUCGAGUGGCCAACCGGUGGCUGGGAGCCUAAAUGCGCCGGUUUCAGACACACAGCACCGCGCGUGGCUUUCAUCCGGUUCCUGGUUAAUAAGUGUGGUGCUGACCCCCUCACUACGUACCAAGGCCGGACCCCGGCUGAGAUUCUGGUGCAGCUGAGGCGACCGGAACUUGAUGCUGAGGAAGAGGGAAGGCUGAAAUUCCUGGAUCAGUAUGACCCUUCUGUGGUCAAGGGGGCGCGGCUAGAUUCCGCCAUCGGUUCGAGGAUUGAUUCACGCUUCCCCCCUGGGGGCAUGACAUCGGUUACACAACUUUUCGCCCGUCAAAACGGCCUCGAUUGUGGCAUCAAUUACGGACCGGUCAAACCAAUUCCAGUCUGCCUCAUCACGGGCCUCGACCUGUCCGUCAGCGGAAUCGCCUGGGACUUUCAGUCAGGAAAUGCGAAGAGGGACGAUACUAUGAUAACCUGCAACAAGAGCGUCACGGGCGAUCCGGCCUACAAGGAGGGCGACACGAUUUAUGUGAUCUCGAAGAAGAAGAUGGCCAGUGCGAGGCUGAACGUGCCAGAAGACGAGGCUCAGCGCGCGGCCUUUUUCAAGGCUCACGCCGACAGUGUCCUGAAGGACGACGAACCGAACACUUCAGUUGUGCAUGUCAAGCCGACCGGUGACAGUGAGCCAGCGGGAGAACAGAGCAAGUAG
Molecule: messenger RNA, 2427 nt
Organism: Uncinocarpus reesii 1704
Lineage: Eukaryota; Fungi; Ascomycota; Eurotiomycetes; Onygenales; Onygenaceae
Exons: 3
Coding region: 1-2427 (808 amino acids)
Source: RefSeq, a predicted model, not a curated record